Phoenix dactylifera (date palm) is the source of this 1872-nucleotide messenger RNA. Its product is annotated as aspartyl protease family protein At5g10770-like. The record is from RefSeq and is a predicted model, not a curated record. NCBI's taxonomy places the organism in Eukaryota, Viridiplantae, Streptophyta, Magnoliopsida, Arecales, Arecaceae. Gene Ontology annotation, biological process: proteolysis. Gene Ontology annotation, molecular function: aspartic-type endopeptidase activity.
AAAGCUAUCCUGAGGUUCCCACCCGAAGAGGGUGCACCGUGCUCUCUUGGAAUCUCUAUAUAAAGAGCUCACAAUGCCUCACUAGUAGAGCACCUCCAAAGUUCUAGUGGAGAUGGGGCUGCUUCUCUUUCUUGCUCUCUCUUUUCUCCUCGCAACAGCAUCUUCUCUUAGAGAUGUUCCCCGCAGCUCAUGCUCUUCCAAAUUCCAGAUGGACCACCACCACAACCACCAUCUCAACGGCUCCGGCCUCCACCUCGUUCUCCACCACCCGCGGAGCCCCUGCUCCCCCGCCACCCUCCACCACCUCCCCUUCUCCACCGUCCUCUCCCACGACGACUCCCGCGUGGAAUUCCUCGCCGCCCGGCUGACCAAAGCCGCCCCCAGGCCGAAAUCCCCCCUCCUCAACCCUGACGCCGCCAGCGUCCCCCUCGGCUCCGGCAUGUCCAUCGGCGUCGGCAACUACAUCACCCGCAUCGGCCUCGGCUCCCCCUCCACCUCCUACGUCAUGCUCGUCGACACAGGAUCUUCUCUCACCUGGCUCCAGUGCUCCCCCUGCCGCGUCUCCUGCCACGAGCAGGUCGGCUCCAUCUUCGACCCCACUACCUCCGCCACCUACCGCCCCGUCUCCUGCUCCGCCCCCGAGUGCGACGGCCUCGAGUCCGCCACCCUCAACCCCUCCGCUUGCUCCGCGUCCAACGUCUGCAUCUACCAGGCCAGCUACGGCGACAGCUCCUACUCCGUCGGCUACCUCAGCAGGGACUCCCUCUCCCUCGGCCCCGGCGGAGUCUUCCCCAGCUUCGUCUAUGGCUGCGGCCAGGACAACGAGGGCCUCUUCGGCAGAUCGGCCGGCCUCAUCGGCCUCGCACGCAACAAGUUAUCCCUGCUAUCCCAGCUAGCACCAAAGUUCGGCAACGCCUUCUCCUACUGCUUGCCGACCACGGCGUCCACCGGAUAUCUGUCCCUCGGGUCAUACCCCCCCGCGCGGUAUGAAUACACCCCGAUGGUCUCGAGCUCGUCGGAUGCCUCUUUGUACUUCGUCAGGCUUACGGGCAUCACGGUCGGAGGGAAGGGGAUUGCGGUGGCGCCGUCGGCGUACACCGAGAUGCCGACGAUCAUCGAUUCGGGGACUGUGAUUACUCGGAUACCGCCCGACGUCUACUCGGCGUUGAGCAAGGCGGUGGUGGCGGCGCUUAGGGGGCGUGCGCGGGCGCCGGCGUACUCGAUAUUGGACACGUGCUACAAGGGCAGUGCAAAGGGGCUGGUGGCGCCGGAGGUGGAUAUGGUGUUCCAAGGCGGUGCGACGUUGAAGCUGCCCACGAGGAAUGUGAUGAUCGAUGUGGAUAGCGGUACUACGUGCCUGGCUUUUGCGCCGUCCGAGAGGGUGGCGAUCAUCGGGAACAGGCAGCAGCAGACGUUUCGGGUAGCGUACGAUGUGGCGAGGUCGAGGAUUGGGUUCGCCGCCGGUGGGUGUGCGUGACGGAGUCGUGGCCGUGAUGGUGGGGUUGGUGCAGGGAAUAGUAUAGUUAGAAAGAUGUGCGUGUAUAUGCUAUUCUUCCUGUAAAGAAUAGGGGAACUUACUAAAGCACCAAAACGGGGAUAUAGUAUCACCAGGAUAUGGCAUUCCAGACGAAGGUGAUCGUAACUGAUGGACUAUGUAUCGCAGGCCAAUAUCUUAGCCAUUCGGUCUUCGAAAUCAGAUUGCAGAAACGUGUACGUACAAAUCAUGCAGGGGGCUACUAGUUGUGUUUUGGGAACGGGAAUCAAGGUGUCUGCUACGUACAAAUUACAAAAUGACACGUAGCCAACAUGUGUGAAUAUGUUGUUUAUUUAUUCUUGCCCCAUAUUUAUGGUUGAAGGAUGUGGCAGCUUUUA